Messenger RNA from Cylas formicarius (sweet potato weevil), 2057 nucleotides. RefSeq names its product acylcarnitine hydrolase-like. The record is from RefSeq and is a predicted model, not a curated record. The coding region runs from base 1 to 1311 and encodes 436 amino acids. Lineage: Eukaryota; Metazoa; Arthropoda; Insecta; Coleoptera; Brentidae. The transcript is spliced from 7 exons.
AUGUUUAUACCUGAAUGUCUAUGCGCCUGCUCGAAAUUGCUAGUUUGGAUUUAUGGGGGUGCGUUGUUAGCGGGUUGUUCGUCUUUUGAAGAGUUCGCGCCUGGAGAUCUCGCAAAUGAAGACGUGAUAGUAGUCACGUUUAACUACAGGUUAGGAGUCUACGGGUUCUUAUCUACUGGAGACGAUGUCAUUCUGGGCAACGCCGGCUUGAAAGACCAACUUUUCGCGCUUCAGUGGGUGCAAAAAAAUAUUGCUUACUUCGGAGGCGAUCCGGAUAAAGUUACGUUGUUUGGGCAAAGCGCAGGUGGAAUAUCUAUCGGCCACCACAUCGCGAAUAAAAAAUCUCAGGGUUUGUAUAGGGCGGCAAUUUGUCAGAGUGGUUGUUCGUUAUCGCCUUUGUAUCAAAGUGAUCCCAAAACUAAUGCCUACGGUUUAGCGAAAAAUCUAGAUUGGACCAUAACAGAAGCAAAUACCACCGUCGAAAUAAGAGAUUUUCUUCAAAAUCUGUCCGUGGACGUUUUAACUCCUGUUGGAGGAUUUACGCUUCUGACUGGCAUUGUAUUAGAAGCGGAAAAUGACGAUGCUUACGUGACGGAUGUUAAUUUUCCUCACAUAGAAUCGGGAAAUUUUGUUCAGGUGCCCCUGAUGAUCAGUAAUGUUGCGGAGGAAGCUCUUGGGCAGUCUAAGCUGCCUUUAGAUUUACUACUCGUUGCACUGCUCUUCGAUUUUGACGUAAAAAAUUUAAUACCUGGAGAUUUGACACCAUUGCCGGGAACAAAUUUGACUGAGGUUGGAAAUAUAAUCAAGGAAACGUACAUGGAGGCGAAUGGAUCUUUUAUCCAAAAUCUCGCAGCAGCCGCAGAGGUGAGCAGCGCCUUCUUUGUGAGAUCUUCGUUCAAGCAGGCAGAACUUCAGUCCAAUUACACGCCGGUAUAUAUAUAUCAGUUUUCGUUUUAUGGGACUGCCAGUGAAAACCGAACUAAAAUUGAAGGGGUUGGGAAAACAGGCCACAGCGACGAACUGCCUUAUCUUUUUAACAUAUCUGCUAUACCCCUGGUGACGGAUGCAGAUUUCUUGACGAGGAAAAGAAUAACUAGACUUUGGGCAAAUUUUGCGAAGACAUUAAACCCCACCCCUGAUGAAUCGGAUGCACUUUUAAACGUGACUUGGCCUUUAGUUUCACCAAGUAACAUACAGUUCCUCGAUAUAGAUAGUUCUUUAGAGGUAAAACCCAACCUAAGGGCUAAACAGAUGGCCAUGUGGAAUAGCGUGUAUUACACCUACGGGCAACAACCUUUUGUAGGAUUUUAAUACACUGUUAUUUUAAUAUUCGUAUUCAUAAAUAAAUAUGUAAAUACUGACUGUUUCACAUUGAGUAUUGUGAAUGAAGCAAAUUCCAUAAAACCAAUUCAAGAUAACUUCCAUACGAAACAUUUUGGGCUUAUCUGUUGAGAGGCACAAAUUUUCAUCUUCACAAUACGAUUUCUUAGUGGCUGAAUCGAGCUUUUGUGCUUUAUGUUGAAGUGCAACGAUUCAGUUUGCUUUAGAAUUUCGGAUAAUGUACUUAGUCUGCGCUGCCGCUUUACUUUAGCAAAAUUACUAAGUGCCUAUGCCAUACAAUAUGUAUUCGUUCGAGGCAAUACAGUUUCUCUAGUCCUUAAUAUGGAUGAACGGGGAAAAGGCGAUUUUCUUAUUUUCGAAAAAUAUGAUUAAUAAAAUUUAUAGCUGUAGCUGUAGACUUCCACAAAUAUCGUAUUUUGCAGAGUAAUUAGAUGCAAAAUACAACUUUCAAAGUAGUUUUGGUACUAAAUAGUAUUGGUUAGUAACGCAAUAAUAAAAAUUAUAAUAACAAUUAACAUAGCUUUAUCGAAGAGAUUUCCUAGUUUUAAUUUGCUAAAGUAGUGGAAUUUAAUUGUUUUCCCUAUUCGGCAUUAUUUCACUUACUUGAGUAGCGAUAUUCAAAGGAGCUAGUAAAUCACUCGCAUUAAGCUUUUCUUUGGCACAAACUUUAAUCAAUUGCAGCUUGUAACUUAAGGUUAAAGUACUCUUUGUAAGAG